AGUCGGUAUAUUUGAUUUUGUUUAUUUGGUUGUGUAAUCGAAAUAUAACAAACCUUUCAAUACUUCAUAUUUGUAUAACAAAUAGAAUGUAAUUUGCAGUCUUAAAAUUUUCUCACGAGUGCUUAAUUUGAAUUUUGUGUUUAUCUGUCAGCUGUAAAUUAGAAAAUCAAUGGCCAAAUAUAUAGCUCAAAUAAUCGUAUUGGGUACGCAAAUUGUGGGGCGUGCUUUCGCUCGAGCAUUGAAGCAAGAAAUCGCUGCAUCACAAGAAGCCGCUAAGCGAGCAGGUGGUGGCCAGAAAGGUCAAAGCCGAGCUGCUGCUAACUUGAGGACCGGAAUGACCCUUGAAGAGGCACAGCAAAUUCUAAAUAUUUCUAAGCUUGAUCCACAAGAAAUCCAGAAAAACUAUGAACACUUAUUUCAUGUCAAUGAUAAAUCCAAAGGCGGCUCUUUUUACCUGCAGUCUAAGGUGUUUCGCGCUAAGGAGCGAAUAGACCAGGAAUUCAAAUCUGAUAAACCGCCAGGGAACGAGCAAAAAAAUAACGAAGAAACUAAAGUACAGACGUAGGAAAAAACAAAUUAUGAAAAUAUAUAUUUUCGGUUGAACAUUAAUUUAUUUUAAGUUAUCACAGACAGUUCGUCAUCUUCUUCGCUUUCUUCUAGUGAUUUUAAUAAAGUGAUAUGAUGAACAUUCAGAUUCAAA
Molecule: messenger RNA, 700 nt
Organism: Sabethes cyaneus
Lineage: Eukaryota; Metazoa; Arthropoda; Insecta; Diptera; Culicidae
Gene: blp
Product: mitochondrial import inner membrane translocase subunit tim16
Exons: 2
Coding region: 170-565 (131 amino acids)
Biological process (GO): protein import into mitochondrial matrix
Cellular component (GO): TIM23 mitochondrial import inner membrane translocase complex
Source: RefSeq, a predicted model, not a curated record